AUGAACAAGUUGAUUGCUUUAUUAGCCCUACAGACAUUCGUCUCAAUCACUGCUGCAUCCUCAUUUGUAUACGAGGAUGUACUUGCGUAUCCACGCUAUCGAGUCAGUCUGUCGGAGAACAAGAUUCCUGAAUCAGUCGUGUUUGGCAAUAGCAUCAGCGAUACUACAGGAGAAAUAUCAACGAGCUCGGAAACACACGACAUAUUACAAGACGAUAACAAUGUUGUGAUGAUAAGUGCUUAUGGCCAACCAUUCUUGUGCAAAAUUCCCAACGUCGAUGCCGAAGGAGACAAAGAAAAACGGCAGAGACAAAUCAAAGAGCACAUGAAACAAGAAAAUACUCGUGGAAGUAUCGAACGCGGUCUCCAACUACUUGAACCUCUCUCAAAGGGCUGUCUUUACUUUACUUUACACGGGUAUUGGACAUACGAAUAUUGUCAUGGUCAGCAUGUAAGACAGUUUCACGAAGAGAGAAUUGCCCAAGGUGAAAAUGGACAACCAGACACUAGACGCGAAGGGGCAUCGUUUUACCUUGGGCUUUAUCCAGGCACCACGGAGAGCUCUGACCUGAUUCAGAGAAAUUCAGCCAAACAAAGCACAACAGUUCAACAAAUAUCAAAAAAUAUUCCAAAAACAGACUUACACCACGUAGGUGACAAAAGAUACUUGGUCCAGAAAUGGGGAGGAGGUACUCAAUGUGAUAUUACCAAAGAGCCUCGUAGCAUUGAAGUACAAUACCAUUGCGAUAUGCAAGUUCACGACAGGAUUACAAUGUUCCAAGAAAUCAAAACCUGUCAAUACCAGAUUGUUAUCUCGACACCUCGUCUGUGUGAAGAACUUGUCUUGUCAUCCCAAGCACAGUCGGAAACCUACCCCAUCAAGUGUGAUCCAAUUGUACCUGACCAUACCUUAACUGAUGAGCCCACCGAACAAGAGAAAGCAUCUGGAUGGGUUGAAGUUAAAGUGGACACCAAGGUAGAGUCCGACACUUCAAUUGUUGCAGCAACCGAGGCUGCAAGCAUGGUCAUCCCUGAGGAGACAGACACAUUCCAGGUUGUUGGGUCUGAGGUUUCGUUGUCUGAGGAAGAUGAAGGAGAAGAUGAACAAGAGUUGAGAAAGGCCAUUGCUGAGCUCACUGCUCAGAUCGACCAAUUACAGCGUCAGGUGAGAGAGUCUUCAUCGGGGCAGAUUGCAAAAGACAAAGCUAUCCAAGACCCUGGACUGGCAUACUUCUACAUCGACAGAAACGGAAAAAUUGUGCCUGCUGAUGAACAGACAAAGGAAGUGUUCCAGAAACUUGGAGGUCUGGAAAGUAAUGCUGUAAAGUGGGUACAUGAAGAUGUACCAGAAGAUCAAAAGAAGAACAAGGAAGCAUACGAAAAAAUAUAUGGCUAUUAA
Messenger RNA from Phycomyces blakesleeanus NRRL 1555(-), 1398 nucleotides. RefSeq lists its product as hypothetical. NCBI's taxonomy places the organism in Eukaryota, Fungi, Mucoromycota, Mucoromycetes, Mucorales, Phycomycetaceae. Gene Ontology annotation, cellular component: endoplasmic reticulum lumen. The coding region runs from base 1 to 1398 and encodes 465 amino acids. The transcript is spliced from 4 exons. The record is from RefSeq and is a predicted model, not a curated record. Gene Ontology annotation, biological process: endoplasmic reticulum unfolded protein response; retrograde protein transport, ER to cytosol.